This is a messenger RNA of Encephalitozoon hellem ATCC 50504, 981 nucleotides long. Its product is annotated as pyruvate dehydrogenase subunit beta. Gene Ontology annotation, molecular function: pyruvate dehydrogenase (acetyl-transferring) activity. Gene Ontology annotation, biological process: pyruvate decarboxylation to acetyl-CoA. Lineage: Eukaryota; Fungi; Microsporidia; Unikaryonidae. The transcript has a single exon. The coding region runs from base 1 to 981 and encodes 326 amino acids. The record is from RefSeq and is a predicted model, not a curated record.
AUGGUAACAGUCAGAGAGGCUCUGAACCAGGCCAUAGACGAAGAGAUGGAAAGGGAUGAGAGAGUGUUUGUUCUUGGAGAGGAGGUAGGGGCGUCUGGGGGGAACCAUGAUGUUACUAAGGGACUGCACAGGAAGUAUGGAAGGUGGAGGGUCCUAGAUACACCCAUUAGCGAAAUGGGGUUUACAGGUCUUGCUGUUGGAGCCUCUUACCUUGGUCUAAGACCGAUAGUUGAAUUUAUGACUUGGAACUUCGCACUACAGUCGAUUGAUCACAUAAUCAACUCAUGUGCAAAGACUUUGUACAUGUCUGGAGGAAAGGUCAGCUGUCCCAUUGUGUUCAGAGGACCCAACGGAUUCAAUCCUGGAUAUGCAGCACAGCACACACAGGACUUCUGCAGCUACUAUGGUGCAGUUCCUGGGCUUAAGGUUGUUGCCCCCUAUACAGCUAGAGACCAUAAAGGGUUGCUAAAGUCUGCAAUAAGAGACGAGAGCCCCGUUGUGUUUCUAGAAAAUGAAACACUUUACAGUGACGCCUACGACGACAUAGAGAAGGAAUACAUUCAGCCUUUGGACAAAGCUGUUGUUGAAGUUGAAGGCACCGACAUCACUCUCAUCGGAGUUUCUCUUUCUGUGAGAAUAUGCAUGGAGGCUGCGAAAGUACUGAAUGACAUGGGAAUUUCUUGCGAGGUAAUUAACCUGGUAUCGAUCAGGCCCAUAGACAAAAAGGCAUUGAUAGACUCUGCUAAGAAGACAAAAUGCAUAUUUGUGGUUGACUUUUCCUGGCCAUCAUUUAGUGUUGCCUCGGAAGUUUCUGCGAUAAUACACGAGCAAUGUUUUGGGGACUUGCUAGCGCCUGUCCAAAGAAUAAAUGGAAAAGAUGUCCCAACGCCUUACUCUGAAGAAAUAGAAAGAAUGGCGUUUCCAACACACCUGGAUGUUGUUGACUCUGUUAUGGCCAUUUACAAAAGCUACAAGAAGUGA